GCGAAGGAUACGGAAGGAACGCGAAACUUGCAAAGCCAUUACUUCACCUCUGUAAAACUCUGGUCAUCGCCAUUGCGGACUCAUUUCUCGGUUUUUUAUGGAUUUUUCAGCGUUUUCAGCUUUUUCUUUUAGGGUCAGUUGAUUUAGAAGAUUUUCUAGAAAUUAGCAUGCCUUUUGACCCUUCUACUGCGUCGUAAUUCGCUACUUCACAGUUCAAUCCUAACCCAUCGCAUUGGUGACAGAUGACUCUAUACUAAGAAAAAUGAACGAAAAAGAAAAAGAAUUUCAGCUAGAGGCUGCGAAACUAGCCGAAUCUUUUUGCUUGAGCUCUUCUAUAAGUUCUGACAGCUUUUUGCCGAAAUACAGCGAAAACACCUAUUCACAUCUGGACGAUAUGGAGAAAGGUUGCUUAUGUUUACAUUCUGAUCCAGCUCCAACAUACUUCGAAUCAUCAAAGAAUUUCUUCAUGUCAAUAUUGUGGUUGAUUUUCUGGCCGGCAAAAAUUUCGAGAAUUCCUGAAGCACGACGCAGAGAAGAGAAUGGAGCUGUCCGGCUUGGUUGGUGCUUUAUUGGUUCAAUCGUAUUGGACUUUUUCUUUUCUUACUUUUUCCUUGUCCCCUUUAUAAAGGAAUCGAUGAAAGAAUAUGUAUGGUUAUGGUUUCAGAUUGCUCUAGCGAUUGUUCUUGUCAUCGCGGCUUUCUACAUGUUCUUGUUUGUUUUUUCACUGUUACUGGAUUUUUUUGCUUUAGUGCUUCCUCUAGUUACUUCUUUAAUUUCUGUAUUUAUUGCUGCUCUUGGUUUCAGGAUGUCGUCGGAAAGAAACGACUCGACGGAUGGUAAGUGGACCACACUAAGCACUAUGCCAGCAGAGUCUGAAAAUCAAUCCAACGAUCGUAGUGAUAAUACUGCCGAACAACCAUCAUCUGAACGUUUUGAGCAACAUCCAAGGACACAACACAAAUUGAGUCAGGCUAGGGAUGCUGAAAGCACUGGAAACGAAUCUCAUGCUUGAACCAUUUUUAUGAUGAUGUCCUGUCUUUUCAUUUAUUCUCUAAGCAGGCUUGUGUUUUUAUAUUUUAUUUUGUUUCCUUCGUUUCCCGUUGUAUUUAUUUCUAUCGAGCUUUUGCAUAUAAACACAAUUCAUAGGCCGUUGUUGUUGAAUCCCUAUUAGUUCCAUCGUGGCUUUUCGGCUUUGAGUAAUGAACAAGUGAAAUCGUCGCGGGAUGAUAUGGAUUGU
Messenger RNA from Schizosaccharomyces cryophilus OY26, 1237 nucleotides. RefSeq lists its product as uncharacterized. Lineage: Eukaryota; Fungi; Ascomycota; Schizosaccharomycetes; Schizosaccharomycetales; Schizosaccharomycetaceae. The record is from RefSeq and is a predicted model, not a curated record. The transcript is spliced from 3 exons. The coding region runs from base 263 to 1012 and encodes 249 amino acids.